Messenger RNA from Triticum turgidum subsp. durum (durum wheat), 513 nucleotides. NCBI's taxonomy places the organism in Eukaryota, Viridiplantae, Streptophyta, Magnoliopsida, Poales, Poaceae. The record is from the annotation of a GenBank genome assembly.
AUGUCGGCGAGAGCCAUGUCUGGCAACGGCCUCCUCUUGGCCGUGGCGUUGGCAUCGGCCUUUCUGGUGGCGACAGCGACGGCGCAGUCCGGGUGCAGGGCGGCGCUGGUCGGCCUGUACCCGUGCAUGAACUACAUCAGCGGCAACGACACGGCGCCCACCAAGUCCUGCUGCUCGCAGCUCGGCUCCGUGGUGCAGUCCCAGCCCCAGUGCCUCUGCAGCGCGCUCGGCGGCGACUCGUCAUCGCUCGGCGGCAUGACCAUCAACAAGACGCGCGCGCUCGAGCUGCCCAAGGCAUGCAACGUGCAGACCCCGCCGGCGAGCAAGUGCAACAACGGUGGUGGCGGUGCUCCUGGCGCCGCCUCGCCAGAGGUGCAGACACCUGCCGGCUCGGGGUCGAAGGCAACGCCGUCGGCGUACCUGCAGGAGAACGGCGGCUCGUCGCUCCAGGGCACGGUGGCCCUGGUGUUCGCGGUCGCUGCUGCGGCGGUCUAUGCCGUGUCGGCCGUGUAG